AUGUCUAGCGCAGUAGAACGCAUUGAUGAUGAAGUAACGUCGAGCCCGUAUGGGUCUGAGCAGGAGAAGAAGACCCCCGCACCAGGUAUCCAAGAGCGAUUUGGAGAUCAGAUUCCUCACUUGAUGCUCGAGACAUUGGCUCCAAAUGGCGAAGUGGACUACAUCCUGGAAAAGAUCAACAGCAUGACCGAGGAAGAAGCCGUGGCAAUCCUCGAUGAGUCUGUCAAGUUCCAUGCAGACGACUGGAAUUUUCCGGCAGACAUGCGAGAUCGAAUGAAGCGAUUGCUUGAGGGUCCAAAGGCUUAUGGUGAAUUCUAUGACCGAGAUCUGAGGAUUGACGCGACUAUGAUGAGAUACUCGUCUCCCUACCCGGGAGUCAGAGCAGUGGCAGAGCCUCUGGAUAACUCAGAUGUUCCAUUCGAAACCAUUAGAGCAUAUUUCUUGGGUGUCGGCUGGGCCAUUAUUGGUACUUUCAUGUCAACCUUUUUCAAUAGUCGAUUCCCCUCAAUCACUCUGGGCGGACCGGUGAUCCAGAUCUUGCUGUUUCCCUGUGGUAAAUUCCUGCAGUUUGUCUUGCCAGAUUGGGGAAUUACUGUAAUGGGCACCCGUCACUCUCUAAACCCUGGUAUCUGGAACUUUAAGGAGGCAAUGUUCGCUACAAUCACGUAUAAUGUAGCGAUUUACACAACCAACAGCUACGGAAUGAUUCUGGUUCAAAAGUCACCAGUAUUUUACGGCGAAACUUUUGUCACAUUCGGUUACCAAUUAAUGUUGACAUUAUUUGUUCAGCUGAUGGGAAUGGGCUUUGCUGGAUAUCUGAGACGUUUCAGUGUGUACCCGGUCAAGGCUCUAUGGCCUACAGUCUUGCCAAUAAUUGCAAUGAAUCGAGCGCUGACUCGACCCGAGCUGAAGGAGAACAUAUAUGGAUGGACGAUUUCCAGAUACAAGUUCUUCUUAAUUUGUACCAUCAGCAUGUUUGUCUACUAUUGGCUCCCAGGAUUUCUGUUUACGGCACUUUCAACCUUCAACUGGAUGACCUGGAUCGAUCCUAAGAACCUCACUCUUGCAAUCCUUACAGGGUCCAGCUUAGGUUUGGGCUUGUUCAAUCCGAUCACUACUUUUGACUGGAAUGUUGCAACAUCUUCGUAUGCUGCUUUGGCACAGCCCUUCUUUAGUACCUGCACAAUGUACUUUGGGAGUAUCCUUGGCGGCUUCAUAAUUCUGGGAAUUUAUUACUCCAAUAUGUACAACACGGGUUACCUCCCAAUCAAUUCGUCUUCAGCUUACACAAACAACGGUACCUCCUACAAAGUACAGCAAAUAGUAGUUAACAACAAACUCGACGAGUCUCUGUAUCAACAGUAUUCGCCUCCAUUCUAUACCGCGGGUUACAUUCUGACAGUUGGAGCGAACUUUGCAUUUUACCCAGUGUAUUUUCUCUACAUCAUGGUCAACCAGUGGAGCACUGUUUCGGAAGCCUAUGUCAAUUUCUACAAAGGGCUCCGGCACGGAAGGGGCAACUAUGAAGGAGCGAUGGACGUGCACAGCCGGCUGAUGUCGAAGUACAAGGAAGUCCCCGAUUGGUGGUUCCUCUUGAUUCUAGUAGCCGCUAUCGUCGUUUCGGUAGUUUUCCUCGAGAUCUACCCACUUGAUACUCCAGUCUGGCUCGUCUUUGUGAUGAUUGGCAUCAACCUCGUCUUUGCCGUCCCCCUUUCUUUCUUGUCGGCAACAACAGGUACCAACCUGGGACUGGGCUCCCUGAUUCAGGUGAUCACCGGUUUCAUCUUGCCAAACAACCCCAAUGCCUUCCUGUUUGCACAAACGCUGGGCUCUUGGGCUCUUGCUGGAUACGGAGACAACUAUGUUCAGGAUCAAAAAAUGGCUCAUUACUGCAAGAUUGCUCCUAGAGCUGUAUUCAGGAGUCAGAUUGGAACAAUCAUCAUCACUUGCUUCGUGGCGGUCGGCACGCAAGACUUCAUCCUCACAAGCGUCAAAGGUCUAUGCACGCCUGACCAGCCAAGCAGAUUCACUUGCGCCAAUGAUGGAUUCCCUCUUUACGCCAGUUCUCUAAUGUGGGGUCUACUUGGAUCUGACAGGAUGUUCAACUCGCUUUACCCGCUCUUCAAAUGGUGUUUCCUGAUUGGUUUUGGCAUAGCCGCUUUGUUCCUGGCCGGGCAACAUUUCGGACCGAAAUACUUACCGGGUGUUCGAGAAAAGUUGAGGUUGAAACUCAGACCGCGGACUUUUGAGCUCAUGAACAAGACUUUGUUCCCGUUUUUUGCCUCGCUGCUCUGGCUAAAUCCAAUUCUCAUCAUCCAGGGAGUCCAGCAUUGGGCGCCGUCUAAUAUGACCUACAAAACCCCCGGCAUGAUAUUGUCCUUCGUCUUCAUGUACUGGCUGCCACGGCAUCGGCUGGCGUGGUGGGAGAAGUACAACUAUACGCUAUCUGCAGCUUUGACUGCGGGGGUUGCUCUCAGUGGUCUUAUCAUGUUUUUUGCCAUUGGGUAUCAUCCAAAGAGUUUGAGCUGGUGGGGCAACAAGGUUAGUUCUGCAGGAGUGGAUGGUUCGCUGAUUGGCAUCUUGCCACUUCCGGUACGAGGCUACUUUGGGCCUGAGAAGGGGAGCUUUCCGUAA
Lachnellula hyalina is the source of this 2634-nucleotide messenger RNA. RefSeq names its product Oligopeptide transporter (gene OPT2). The transcript has 3 exons. Gene Ontology annotation, molecular function: oligopeptide transmembrane transporter activity. Gene Ontology annotation, biological process: transmembrane transport. The record is from RefSeq and is a predicted model, not a curated record. Bases 1 to 2634 code for a protein of 877 amino acids. NCBI's taxonomy places the organism in Eukaryota, Fungi, Ascomycota, Leotiomycetes, Helotiales, Lachnaceae.